Messenger RNA from Magallana angulata, 2162 nucleotides. Its product is annotated as probable thiopurine S-methyltransferase. The transcript is spliced from 10 exons. NCBI's taxonomy places the organism in Eukaryota, Metazoa, Mollusca, Bivalvia, Ostreida, Ostreidae. The record is from RefSeq and is a predicted model, not a curated record. Gene Ontology annotation, molecular function: thiopurine S-methyltransferase activity. The coding region runs from base 622 to 1410 and encodes 262 amino acids.
GCAAAAUUAAUUUUUGAAUUUUGCUGAUCAUCUUUCAAGAGAUAAUAUUAAGGGAUCGAAGCUUCAUCGAACCUUUGAAAUAAUGAGUUGACCAAAUCACAAUUUUUUCAAAGUUUCGCAAUAUACCGGACGUUUUGACCUUUCUGUUUAUUUCAGCUACGGAACUACGCAACGCUCUGUAGUAUCAUACAUGUAUAUCUACCUCAUUCCAGUGGUGGAUCCAGGAUAUUUUGAAAGGGGGACCAAAAGACGGGGGCUUUGGUUUUGGAGGUUUAAAACGCUUUUUUGAGUUUUUCUAGCUUUACUUGACAUAUCAUAAAAUCGAUAAAUAACAACAAAAACUGAUUUUUCUGCACUUUUAAUAUUUUUUGAUUUUUAAAAAAUGACAAAAGGGGGGGGGGAUUCAAAAUCCGCCAGUGAUUUCGAUUAAUUAAACUACAGGAUUGAUGAAUUCAGCUAAUUGAUAACGAGUUGGGUUAGAUAUAAUUAUUAAAAAGCCAAUAACACAGAAAAACUCCAACCGUUUGAUUGUAAAAUUUAUAAACAGACUAAACAAACUUUGGCAAAUACACCACGUAAUAAGGUCAGUAGGUCAUUGCUGUGUAUGCGGCAUCGUACUUUAUGUACCCCGGGAUGUCCUAUUUUGUGAAAGUUUUGAUUGCGUUAGAAAACUCCCAUGCGCUCGAUUUAAAUAUUAUACAACUCCAUAUUUGCACACAUUUGUCUUCAACAGCAAGAAUGUCCGAUUCCGGCUGUGACUGGAUUAAAGCCUGGGAAACGAACGACAUUGGAUUCCAUCAACAAAAUGUAAAUCAAGGCCUUCUUAGCCAUGCAGAUCAAAUGAUCAAUGGAAGAGAAAAUAUCAAAAUAUUUCUACCCCUCUGUGGAAAGACAGUUGAUAUGAAAUGGCUUUGGGAUAAAGGUCAUACAGUUGUUGGUGUGGAUAUCGCCAGGAAAGCGUUUGAAGACUUCUUCAAAGAGCAGACCAUCUCAUACUCAGUGCGGCCUUUACCGAAUGGAGAGGGAGAAAUUUUCACAAGUGAUGACAAUAAAAUCAAGCUGUACUGCUGUGAUUUAUUCAAAUUUAAUAGUUCAUUUGACGGUCAAUACGAAGCGAUAUGGGACAGAGGAUCCCUUGUUGCCAUCGACAAAAGCGACAGACACAGGUAUGCUGAACUGAUGAAGAGUCUCAUGACAAAAGACUGUCGAUAUCUGCUUGAAACGCUCGAGUAUGACGAAACCAAAUUUAAAGGCCCACCUUACUUUAUAUCGCAGCAGAAUAUCAAAGAAUUUUUUGGUAACACACUACAAAUGUGCUUUUUAGAAAAUAAAGAAAUAUUUUCAGAGGAAUUCACGAAAUGGGGGAUUGACAGUUUGUUUAUCAAUAUGUAUUUACUCUCUUUAAAGUAAUGACACCCAUCUACCGUUUACGUACAUAUGACGUCACAUUCAGUCAACUUGAGAGGAAAACAAAUUAAUUGAUUUAGUAUUGCUUACAUAACACAUGCAUUUUGAUUGAAUUUCAGAAUUUACUAUCAAUAAGUCAUGACGCGAUGUCAUUUUAACAAUAAAUAAAAAAAACCUAAUUGUUUUCACUGGCUGUUAAUAUGAACAACAUAUUAUUGUUUAAUGAGUUGAAAUUUUCUACAUUUUAUAUCAUGUGUUAAGGUGGAAUAACACACCCAGAAAAAUCAGUCAUAUUACAGUAAUUUUUUUUAUGAAAGAUAUAAUGAUAAAAAAAACUAUACAUACAUGUAUGUCAAAUAGGCGAACAAAUUGCAGUUUGGGAUAAAAAAUGAUUAUCUAAAAAGAUUAAUUCAGUAAGUAACAACAAAAAGCCCCUGCGGGAUUCAAACUCGGGAUGUACGGAUCACAAGACCGAGUCCUUAUCUACUCGGCUAUGGAGUAAGUUACAUGUUGCCAUAAAAAAAAAUUCUUUUAAUGAAACGAAAUGUCGUUUCGAUCAGAGGUCAGCCAUUUUGUGACGAUGUGUUAUUCCACCUUAAAAUGAAAAAAAAAUUGCUAAAUGUAAUGUACUUGUAACUUAUACAUUUAUGACAAUAUAUUUUGGACAAAAAUGCUCAUUGUAUGUUAUUUCAAUAUGAAUGGAAUCUGAUAAGAAUUUAGCCAUUGUGCAAUGAAAACGCAUCUUUCUUCUUUUA